AUGCCUAGAUCAAAGCGUUCCAAGUUGGUGACAUUAGCUCAAACUGAUAAAAAAGGUAGAGAAAAUAAAGAAAGAAUCUUUGAUGAAAUUAGAGAAGCCCUUGAUACAUACAGAUAUGUGUGGGUAUUAUAUCUAGAUAAUGUGAGAACUCCUGUCUUACAAGAAAUCAGAACAGCAUGGGCCGGUUCUAAAUUAAUCAUGGGUAAGAAGAAAGUUUUAGCUAAGGCCCUAGGUGAAAAAAGAGAAGAAGAAUAUAAGGAAAAUUUGAGUAAAUUAGCCAAACUUUGUACCGGUAUGACUGGUCUUUUAUUCACCAAUGAAGAGGUUGAUACUGUGAAAAGUUAUUUCGAAGCAUACGUUAAAUUAGAUUAUUCAAGACCAAAUUCAAGAGCUCCAUUGACUUUUGUCAUUCCAGAAGGUAUAAUUUAUUCUCGUGGUGGUCAAAUACCAAUUGAAGAUGAUAUCCCAAUGGUUCAUUCUUUGGAACCAACUUUAAGAAAUAAAUAUGAAAUUCCAACAAAGAUUAAGGCAGGUAAGAUUACUAUCGAUACUCCUUAUUCAGUUUGUGAAAAAGGCGAUAAAUUAGAUGUUCGUCAAGCUUUAAUCUUGAAACAAUUUGGUAUAGCUGAAUCUGAAUUUAAGGUUAAAUUGGCUGCUUAUUUCGAUAAUGAAACGAGUACAGUGGAAAAUGUAAAUAUCAAUAUCGACCAAGAAUAA
Molecule: messenger RNA, 717 nt
Organism: Naumovozyma dairenensis CBS 421
Lineage: Eukaryota; Fungi; Ascomycota; Saccharomycetes; Saccharomycetales; Saccharomycetaceae
Gene: MRT4
Product: ribosome assembly factor MRT4
Exons: 1
Coding region: 1-717 (238 amino acids)
Biological process (GO): nuclear-transcribed mRNA catabolic process; rRNA processing; ribosomal large subunit assembly
Cellular component (GO): preribosome, large subunit precursor; nucleolus
Molecular function (GO): RNA binding
Source: RefSeq, a predicted model, not a curated record